Messenger RNA from Syngnathus acus (greater pipefish), 1671 nucleotides. It is a transcript of the gene rhov, whose product is annotated as ras homolog family member V. Gene Ontology annotation, molecular function: GTP binding; GTPase activity. NCBI's taxonomy places the organism in Eukaryota, Metazoa, Chordata, Actinopteri, Syngnathiformes, Syngnathidae. Gene Ontology annotation, biological process: small GTPase-mediated signal transduction. The transcript is spliced from 3 exons. The coding region runs from base 53 to 811 and encodes 252 amino acids. The record is from RefSeq and is a predicted model, not a curated record.
AAAAUCGCCUAUCCUUGCAGAGUCAUACUAGAGAAGCCAUCAAAGACACUUGAUGGUGAGAAUUGCGACCGGGCGGAAAGAAGCAAAGAGUUUACGGCCCGUCAUGCCACCUCACAUGGACUUCUACCACGAGUCCCGCGUCCCCUCCGCUUGCGGACUGACCCGGGAGGACGAGCUGGAGCCGGGUGUCAUCAGUUGCAUGCUGGUGGGCGACGGCGCGGUGGGCAAGACCAGCAUGAUAGUCAGCUACACCUCCAAUGGAUACCCGGUGGACUACAAGCAGACCGGUUUUGACGUCUUCUCAGGUCAGGUCCAAGUGGAUGGAUCCCCAGUCAGAGUUCAAUUGGUGGACACUGCAGGACAGGAGGAGUUUGAUGAGUUCCGAUCGCUGUCCUACUCACACACGGACGUCUUCCUGCUGUGCUUCAGCAUGGUCAACCCCGCCUCUUUCCACAACAUCACCAAAAAGUGGGUGCCCGAGAUCCGCGCCUGCAACCCAACCGCGCCCAUCGUCCUGGUAGGCACGCAGUCGGACCUCCUACUGGACGUCAACGUUCUCAUCGGCCUGGACCGCGCCAGCGUCAAGCCCGUGGCCAGCUCACGCGCUCGAGGCAUGGCGGAGAAGAUCCGGGCGGCGGAUUACGUGGAGUGCUCCUCGCUCACCCAGAAGAACCUCAAAGAAGCGUUUGACGCCGCCAUUUUUGCCGCCAUUAAGAACAAGGCACGGCAGGCCAAGAAACGGCGCUCGUCGGACAGGCGCAGCAAAGCCUUCUCCAGGUGCAGCUGGAAGAAGUUCUUCUGCUUCAUCUGAGCCGGCUGGAACUGUAAACGCAAGUUCUUCAUUUAUGUGAAGUGACAUUCAGCGAAUGGCAUCAGGUUUUGGAGCCAAGGACUGUCGUCUCCUCGUUCACGACCAUCCUAGCUCAGAAUACCCAAGUCUGGAUUCAGGUGGACUAACACAAUACAGGAGGUCUUUGGUUAUUUUAUUCAACAUGCAAACGAUACCAAUUUGCAUGUUAGUGCUCCUGUGUGUGUCGUAUCAGAAAGGGUGUGAAGCGCAGUUUCAGCACACAAGCGUCAGUUUUGUUGCGUUCGCUUGGGCUUCAGGCUCCGGCGCAAACUGCAAGAUGCCGCAUUCUUACCUGAGUGCUAAAAGGACGCUGCCCAGACUGGUUUUUCGGUGCCUAAAUUAUGUGACGUGACUUUUUGCAAUGUUGCGUGAAGGAACGCAUGUUACUAUAUCUCCUUGACAUCGUUUUAAGUUUGGAAGAGCAAGAAACAGAUAAGAGUCAGCUUCGACCUUUGGCCCUCUCGAUGACUAUCAGUCGAGAUUCUUAACAUCUUGGUAUGGUAUGCAAUGAAUUUUCUCUAAACAUCCCUACUUUGCAAGAUUUGUUUUGUGCCUUUUUUUUUUUUUUUUUUGGGUGACGAGCCAUAUUUUGCACUCCAGUCUAAUCAUAACCAAACACAAUGUAUUAUGCUUCCUGUGGAAGUGAUGUGAAUAAAUUCUGUUUGUUCAAACAACUGUCAACGCCAAAAUGGAUUUUCAAUGUCAUCUUUUUUUUUUUUGUAUCACUUAUGUGCUAGCGUGUCUCACUCUCCUCUAACCCUCAUGUCUUUUUAUUUACAUGUCAGAGCGACGUGACACAAAUAAAUGAAGCGCAAAUUACA